AUGCGUAGCUCUGAGGGCGCGGCGUCCUGGGCUGUGGCUUUGCCCCCGCCGCUGCGGCCGUGCGCCCAUGGCGUCUCCGAGGUGACCCGCUGCUGGCACCAACUCUCUCUGGGGGCGGGGGCAUCAUCCAUGAACCCGUUGGCGACCUUAUACCGGCGCCAGAACAUCGGAUCAGAAGUUGAGAAUUCCACGAUUGAGAAGCAGCGGAAGGAGCUUCAGCUGCUCAUCGGGGAACUGAAAGACCGCGAUAAAGAGCUCAAUGACAUGGUCGCGGUGCAUCAGAGACAGCUUCUCUCCUGGGAAGAGGACCGGCAGAAAGUGCUGACCUUGGAGGAGCGCUGCAGCAAGCUAGAAGGUGAGCUGCAUAAAAGAACUGACAUAAUCAAGUCACUGAUGAAGAAGGUCAAGACCCUGGAGUCCAAUCAAGCAGAAUGCCAGGCAGCUCUUCAGAGGACGCAGCAGCAGCUCCAGGAGAUGGCUCAGAAGGCCACACACUCCGCCCUCCUCUCGGAAGACCUUGAGGCUAGAAAUGAGAAUCUCAGCAGCACAUUAGUGGACCUCUCUGCUCAGGUAGGACAAUUGCAAGCUAGAGAGCAGGCUCUCACUACCAUGAUAAAGCUAAAGGACAAAGAUAUUAUUGAGGCAGCCAAUCACAUUUCAGAUUGUUCGGGUAAAUUUAAAUUGUUAGAGCAUGCUUUACGUGAUGCCAAGAUGGCAGAGACUUGUGUUGUGAAAGAAAAGCAAGAUUAUAAGCAGAAAUUGAAGGCACUUAGGAUUGAAGUCAAUAAACUGAAAGAGGAUCUAAAUGAGAAGACAACAGAAAACAACGAACAACGAGAGGAGAUCAUUCGGCUCAAGCAAGAGAAAAGCUGUCUGCACGAUGAACUAGUUUUUACUGUCGAGAGGGAAAAGAGGAAAGACGAAUUACUUGAUAUUGCAAAGUCAAAGCAAGAUCGUACAAAUUCUGAGCUACAGAAUCUGAGACAGAUUUAUGUAAAACAGCAGAGUGACCUGCAGUUUCUUAAUUUCAAUAUAGAAAAUUCUCAGGAAUUAAUACAAAUACACAGCUUAAAGAUGGAGGAACCAAAGGCCCUGGAGUGCAGCAAGGAGAUGUGUUUAUCAGACCUUGACAAUAACUACCCAAAAACCGAUAUUAAAAGAGAGAGAAAUCAGAAGUCAUUGGUUAAGGAUCAAAAGUUUGAGGUCCCGUUGGCUCAGCACAAUAGGUCAGACAAGAGCUCUUGUGAUGCUUGCAGAGAGAAGAAGCUACAGGUUAAUACCGCACUCGGGGAAAAAAGUGUAAUUGCUCUCUCAUCUCUAUUUACCAAAGACUUACUGGAGAAGCAAAAGUCUUGUUCUCUGGGUGGAAAAAUCCAGACUGAACCGGAAAGCAAAGUUACCCUAUGCAAGGUUCAUGCAAAGUCACCAAAAUGCAAUGGAGUGGAGCUUCAGAUGGAAGAGAGACAGCUCUCGGAAAGCUCCGUCUCGCUGUCUGAUGAAAAGCAGUGGCAUGACAUCAAUGUCUACCUGGGCCUGUCCAGCUGCUCAAAACAGCCAGGCAAGCUGGACGGGGACUGUCACGACCCCAUAGAAACAUCAGAAGUCUCCUACUGCGUCCCAAAUGAAGUCUGUAUAGGUGACAAUGACCUGUCCGAGUCCAAGUGCUGCCACCCAAGUACCAUCAUCAUCGAAGCCCCAGGACAUAUGACUGAUGCAGAGUGGAUGAACAUUUUCAAGCCUUCCAGAGCACAAAGGAUUGUUCGCCACAAAACCAUGUGCACUUGUUCAAGAAGUGUCAGUGCAAUGAAAUAUAAUUCCUCAGCAAGUGAGCUCAUUGGCAUCCAGCCUCCCCAGUGUUUGGGUUCCUCCAAGUUUGCUGAAAGAGAAGAUGAGUCAGAGGCUCUUCCUGACAAAAGAACCUCAGCCAAUGAAAAGGAUGACUUUUCUCCUACGAGUAAGCUCCAACGGCUGCUGGCCGAGUCUCGGCAGAUGGUCACGGAUCUGGAGCUGAGCACGCUGCUACCCAUCAGCUGCGAGAAUCUCAACAGAAGUAAAUUAGAAGUCUCAGAAGAGCUAGAUGAAAAAACCACCCUUGUCAGUCAUUGAAAGAGACAAAGUCAACUUGGAC
Mus pahari (shrew mouse) is the source of this 2128-nucleotide messenger RNA. RefSeq names its product coiled-coil domain containing 62 (gene Ccdc62). NCBI's taxonomy places the organism in Eukaryota, Metazoa, Chordata, Mammalia, Rodentia, Muridae. The transcript has 12 exons. The record is from RefSeq and is a predicted model, not a curated record. The coding region runs from base 1 to 2106 and encodes 701 amino acids.